Messenger RNA from Heterobasidion irregulare TC 32-1, 675 nucleotides. RefSeq lists its product as uncharacterized. The record is from RefSeq and is a predicted model, not a curated record. The transcript has 5 exons. Lineage: Eukaryota; Fungi; Basidiomycota; Agaricomycetes; Russulales; Bondarzewiaceae. The coding region runs from base 1 to 675 and encodes 224 amino acids.
AUGUUGUAUCUCAGGGAGUUCUUGGAUGCAAUCAAAGCUGGGGACUCUGGGUGCAUUGUCAAUAUUCUAAAGGAACACUUGAAUUUCUGGAUUAAAGUGAGCAUCCCUAUUCUUAUCCUCAGCCUCAGCACCAGCUUCAUUGGCAAUAAGGACUAUUACCAGGCCCAUAGAAGUGGAGCUUUAACCCUUGGAGCCAAGCAAGGAAACUGCCACACAAUCCUAGACGUCACUAAUGACACCGAGGAGCUCAUGGGGAGCCUUGCCCACCAUGCAGUGUACACUGAACAGCAAGGCUGUCACCUCAAUGAGGAUGAGGAUGGCCUAGUACCUGACAUCAUUUCUGAAGGCUAUAUGUCCUUGUCAUGGGGUGGUGUUACCCCUCUAAAGGAAUUCAACACCAUGCUUACAACCUUACAGCACUGCUGCCAUGUCAAGCCAUUAGUUGGUGCACACAAUGGAUUGACAUUGCCCAUGCCCAACAGUAUAGCGGCCGAGUGCAUCUCUAAUGACAACACCCCUGCCAAGGACAACACAACUGCUGAUGACACAGCAGCGAUCAGCGACAACAAUGAUGAUCACUACAGCAUUGAUGUCAAGGACACAGAUGUAGAGUAUGAGGAACCCGAGUUUGAGAAUUUUGAAGGUCAGGACUUGUCAGAAAACCUAUCAGAUUGA